Messenger RNA from Aspergillus aculeatus ATCC 16872, 879 nucleotides. RefSeq lists its product as uncharacterized. The coding region runs from base 67 to 765 and encodes 232 amino acids. The transcript has a single exon. The record is from RefSeq and is a predicted model, not a curated record. Lineage: Eukaryota; Fungi; Ascomycota; Eurotiomycetes; Eurotiales; Aspergillaceae.
CCCUGACUCUUGCCAUUCUCUGAAUUUUUUUCCAAUUACAUUACGAUCGUACAAGUCACACCUAGAAUGGAGUCCUCCCUCAGCCGUACACAAUCAGUUCACAUCUCCCUCAUCUCAUAUGGCCAUGCUAAUGGGCCUGUGGUACAACAACCUCGGGAGGAGGCCCGACAUCACCAAACCUUAGCCUACAACAUUCGACACUUGCCCAACCCACCCCGCCAUCUGCGGGUUAAAGCAACCGGCCUGUCCCGGCGGUUGCAGAAGGAGUUCCUGCAGAAUGAUGCGGUCGAGGCCUUCUUGGUCAAGGUCCAACGCGACAUAGUCAUUACAGUCGAAGAAAGCUGCGCACAGCCGCUGUGUUCCACAGCGCAGGAAGGAAUUCACGAGGGGGCCUCGCAGACUGAUACGCCCCAAACUGUGGAUGAUCAUUCCAGGAAAGAGCCCGGCGUCGACGGCACAGAGGUCGUGAUCGUGGUGACAAUAUGUUGCGAGGAGGGCCGUCAUCGGAGUGUGGCGUUUGUGGAGGAACUAGCCCGACGGCUAGCUACCGUAAAAGAUGGGGAUGGUGUUUUGCAGCGCUGGGUAUUGAAUGUGGGCAUAACACAUCGCGAUAUUGAAACUCGCGAGGAUUGUGAGCAACCUCAGGGUCGGGGCAGGCGUCCAAACAAGGGUCAGGCACAGACUCGACAGCGAGAACGACGACAAAAGGGAAAUUGGUUUGGAUCGCGGCUUGAAGACGAGGAUAACACGGACCAGAUUCAUUGAUUGUAUAGUAAAUCAAUUGAUUUGUGCGAUAUAGAGGCUACACUAUGUACAUCACCGGGUGCAGCCACGAUCCCUCUGAGCGGCUGAGCUGCGCCUGGCAGAAUGUCGCCGCAG